Molecule: messenger RNA, 5674 nt
Organism: Camelus dromedarius (Arabian camel)
Lineage: Eukaryota; Metazoa; Chordata; Mammalia; Artiodactyla; Camelidae
Product: GTPase IMAP family member 5-like
Exons: 5
Coding region: 4273-4983 (236 amino acids)
Cellular component (GO): endoplasmic reticulum
Molecular function (GO): GTP binding
Source: RefSeq, a predicted model, not a curated record
AAUAACUUCUGGCUUUAUCACAUUGUGAUCAGAAAGUGUUUUUUGUAAUACUUCUACUUUAUGGAACUCACUGAUGUUUGCUAACUUUUAUUAAUAGUUGAUCAAUUUUGUGAAUGUUUCAUGAGCAUCUGCAAAAGGAUGUAUUCUGUUAUUAUGCAAAGAGAGUGUAUUCUCUAUAUACCCAUGAGAGCUACUUUCUUCACUUUGUUAAUUCUUAUAACAAAGGAAUGGUCUUCUCCUUCCUUACUUAUUUUUUGUCUACUUGGUAUGUCUUUUCUGACAACAGUAUAUUAAAGUCUUCUAUUAUUAGGGUAUUUUAAUCAAUAUGUUCUUGCAUUUUCUGUAGUUUUUGCUUCAUGAACAAGAUUACUGUGUUAUAUGGUGUAUAGAUUUUCUUAAGCAUCAUAUCUCUAAUACAGGAUUUGUAAGAAAGGAGAGUGAGACAAGGAAAUUUUUAACUUUACUUUUGAUUCCUCUUGCGGUAAUAGUUGCCUUUGUAGACAAAAUGCUUUGAACAAGCUUGUGGAAAUGAGUCCCCUGAGACUAUAAGUCAAUUGCUUCCUGUGGAACAAUGUGGAAUUCACUGGAAACAGCUUAUGUGUCAAAACUAAACAUAUGCUAUAUUUAGGACAUAAAGAAAAAAUGUCCACGUUUAAUUUGUCUAUAAUUUUAUAAUCUUUCGUAAAUCCCAUACAUUACUUCUAGGGGAAAUAUAUAACUAAAAGUUUACUCUUGUUUAAAAACCAGCCCAGUCUGAUCUGUUGAAGAGUCCCACAGAUAGUGUCCAGUGUCUCCACUUUGGUGACUUUGGGACCCCUCAACCAUCGUGUUCCUUUCCUUCAGUGGGGGAUGGAUGACUUACAUGAUGUGGUUUCUGGAGGACGAUGAGGUCUCCAAGCCUUGGCCUCUGUCUCCUCUAGUUGUUGGGUGAUAGCCCAUGUCUGUCAGGUCUCUGAAUUCCCACUGGCCUCCAACAAGAAAGCCCGCGAGCUGGUGUAAUCUCACGAAGUGAGCUGAUUUCUCACUCCAGACUGUGCCCUUUGAGGGGCUCCUUGGCUGACAUCCUCAUAGCUCAGCUCCUGAUGGUCUAAAUUCCCUAUGGCUGGUCUGGCAGUGACUCUCAAUCAGCCCUGGAAUAUCGCCUAGAGAGUAUGUUUGACUGCACGUAAGAGAACUUCACCAAAGCGGCUUAACAAAGGGCUCAAUUUUGAUACAACAAGGAGUUUACAGCUGAUGAGUCCAGAGACGAUGUAACUAUCCAAAGAACUUGCUAUUUUUUUCUCCCAUCAUUCUUUGCAAGUAACUGUUGUCCUCAGUGUGGCAAGAUGGCCACUUGACCUUCAGCCUCAGGUCUGAAUUGUGGUGGAAAGAACAUAGAAACAAGAAGGAAGACAGAAUGGCACUUAAAUUACAAAAGCAAAGCCAACCCAGAAAUCUCCACAGGAUUUUUGCCACUACCUCUUGUAUGGUUACCCUGGCUGCAAGAAACACGGUGCAACUUAGUACUUCACAUGAGUCCAUUGUUGUUAUAGACAAAAUUGUAGUUUUGUUAGUGAGGAAGAGGAGGCAGAUGCUAGUCAGCAGAUGACCAGCAGCCCGCGCCACGUGCAGCUGGGGUGAAUUUGCUCUAUACCUCGCUCUAGAGUGACCUUGCUCCCACCCCACUAGUGAAUUCCCUUGACAAUACCCCCAACCAAACUUUCAAAUCAUUCUAAACACAAACCAAGGAAAGGACAAGAAAAUAAAACCCCAAGACUUGAGUCAGGUUCCAGAAGUAACAGGCUUGUAACAUACUAAAUAUCCUACAGAUAAACUUUGGAUAAACUACAAAGAAUCAAAUACUGAAAAGGACUGGGGAGCAACCAAAACCAGAUAGAAAUGGAAGAGGUUUGGAUUCUUGAAAAAAGGCCAACAUAGGGUGAUAUCCAUGUUUAAAAGGCUUUUCGCAGAGGGCACUUCCCAGAUCACAGCUGAAGAAGUGACCAGAACUUAAUUAUCUAAUAUACCUCUUGUUUCCUAAACCUGGAGAAACAAAAUUUAGGACACAUAUCUGAUUGCUUUAUCCCUCUGCCUUCCUCUGUUUCCUCUCCCCUAUAAGAAGAAGGGAUGUUUCCAUCUCUUAUUAGCUGGACUUCCAGUGUAUAAAAUGUUAUUGCCUAGUGACUGGACCUGAGUCUUUUUAUGCAAAUCGGGGAAGUGAUAAAAUAUAGACAAUCCAUUCUAAAGGAAACAUCCAGGUUUACAAGGCUGUCAUCUUUUGACAAAAAUUCUAUUAACUUUAUUUAAUAUUAGGAUAUGGGUGUUCAGGUUUGGUUCUGUAUUUUGUGAAGUAUUAGUAUGCAUCAGAGCCACCUGGAAGGCUUUUUAAAAUAUAAGGUUUCUGAGUCAGUAGGCCUGAGAAUUUGCGUUCCUAGCAAAUUCCCUGGGGUUAUUGAUGCCAUUAGUCUGGGGUGGUACUUUGACAUUUGACUACAUAGGAGCAAAUAUACUGUGUUUGGGGGAAAAAAAGGAAGAGAGGAAGUCACUUCAAUCAUUUUCAAGGCAUUUCUCCUGCUCCAAAUGUUACCAGCUAGAUCCAGAGUGCCAAAGAUCCUUCUCCCCACCCGUAUUCUGAAGGAAAAUUAUACACACAAAAAGCUGAACCAAAUAAGGCAAAAUGCCAUAUUUUUACCAAAACUCUAGGACUUCUUAGUAAAGAUGAAGUGGAGACCACAGCAGGGACCAGAAACCACAGCUAGGAGUCUUCCUUCUCCUCCCUGAAUGAAAAAGAGUUAGUUAUGCAGAAGGAGGCCACUCGACUAUCAAAGAGUCAGUCUGAGAAGAUGAAACCAAAAAGCGAAGACUUGCUGGACAGCCAGAAGGAGAACUUCGGUCUGUUUAUAGAAUGAAACAAGGAACCAAAAGCGUUAGUCAUAUCUGGUCACAGUAAGCCAAAAGGGAGAGAUUGCAGUUUGUUUCCUGUUUCUGAAAAUGAAAAGAAUAGCAGGAAAUGGUCUAAUGGGUGUCAGGCUCUCCCAGCAUGCUAACAUCCCCAAACAGAUCAAUCCCUCUGCCUUUGUGAGAGGGAGAGAAUUGACGAGGUGUCACCCCAGAGUUUCUCAGUCCUGGGUUAUGGAGGGACAAACACUUCUUUCCGAGCCAGAGGAGGACAGUCAACUUGGAGUAAUGGGGCAAAGUGCUGCUUAGGGGACCCCACCCUGUGACUUUCAAAAUCUCUAGUAAAGCCUACAAAAUGCUUAGAAUAUGUAUUUAUUGCAAAAGCCAGCUAAAGAACUGAAUUUCGAGUCUACAUGAGAGAACUGUGGUGUACAAUUUAGGAAGUAUUGGGAAGCCUGAGGAAGGAAGCCCUGGAAAUUCCCAAAAAAGAACAAGAAAGAUUUUGGGCUCUCCAUGCUGGGGAAAUGUAGCUUCAGCCAAGUCUUACCAAUUCCCCAAAGGGCAGAGUGAAAACGUACUUAGUGAGUGCCUCAUGUGUGGCAAGAACUUGGUACACAGCAGUGAAGGAGGAAGAAUUCGCUGCCACCGACUACUGUGGUGGUAUAUGUCAGUAUACUGGGGCAACAAGUAAUGAAAAUUCAAGUAAUAUUUUAAUUCUUUGUCCAAGGCAUACACAUCAUCAAACUGGUGUCACUCCUAUUUGUUGUCUUGAUGAGAUGGGAAAUGUUUCCAUAAGAAGGGAAAGAGACUGGACCAACACUAGCCCUUUCCUGACAAGUCCAGCUUAGAAUCUGCAGAAGAGAAGCACUCUUGUGAGAUUUGGAAUGGGGACGACAAGGAGUACCACUGCGUGAAGACAGCAAUGUGAUUCACAGCUGAUGGCUCCUGGAAAUCACCCAGCUUCCCAGGCCUGGGCAAAUCUCUCAUUCCCUGGAUUAAAAAGACUAGAAGCCAAUGAGAGAAGCUGCCUAGGAGAGAAGGGAAGAUUACUGCACUGCAAGACUCUGUAGUGCUUGCAAGACUUUCCAGGACCCGCCAGAAUAAGAUGGAAGGACUUCAGAAGAGGUCAGAAGCUGCCUGCACCACAGAUAAGGUGGAGGAGCAGAAACCUUAAAUCCAGGGUCAUCUCUAUUGAGGAUCAUCCUGGUGGGCAGAACAGGCAGCGGGAAAAGUGCCACAGGGAACAGCAUCCUCUGCCAACAAGUAUUUAAGUCCAGGCUGGGUGCCCAGACACUGACCAGGACGUGCCAGAAGGCAACGGGCACGUGGAACGGGAGGAACAUCCUGGUGGUGGACACGCCCUCCAUCUUUGAGGCAAAGGCCCAGGACCAGGAGAUGUACGAGCACAUCGGGGACUGCUACCUGCUCUCGGCCCCCGGGCCCCACGUGCUGCUGCUGGUGACCCAGCUGGGGCGCUUCACUGAGCAGGACACGGUGGCCGUGACCAAGGUGAAGGAGGUCUUUGGCGCAGGAGUCAUGAGACACACGGUCAUCCUCUUCACCCACAAGGAGGACUUGGUGGGCGAAUCCUUGGAUGACUAUGUAGCAAACACAGACAACCUCCAGCUGAAGAGCCUGGUCCGGGAGUGUGGGAGGAGGUACUGUGCCUUCAACAACCGGGCCACUGGGGAGGAGCAGAGGGAGCAGCUGCUGGAGCUGAUGGCCGUGAUCGAGAGGCUGGAGAGGGAGCUCGAUGGUGCCUUCUACACCAACGACCUCUUCUUUGAUGCACAGAUUCUCCAGCAAGGGGGGGAUGAUGCACGUGGAGAAGGCCACAGGCUCUACCUGGACAAGGUGCAGUCACAGGUUGUAAAGCAAAAGCAAGAUCUGGAUCUGAAAGGGGCCCAGAGAAACUGUGUGUUCAAGGCACUCCUCCGGGUCAAAAACUGGAUCAUGUUGCAUUAUGAGCUUUGUGUUUGCCUUGUUUGGUGCAGUUUACUUUUUGUUCUUAUUCUGCUGAUCAUCUUGUAUCAUCUUGUGUGUGUCAUCUGUAUGUCAGAGCAUUUUCUAAAGUAUCACCUCAGGGAUUCAUUGUCCAAUCCGUAAAUAAUUUCCCACGAUCUGCUGAGGACAUGGUGUGUUGUCUCUGCAGUUCUCAUUCCGCGUUCCCCUCAUAGACUUCUGGCUUGGUUCAUGCCUCUCCCUCUCCCUCAGUGAAGCCAUGAAUCCCUGAAAAGAUGACAAUGACUCAGUUCCAGGGAUGCCUGGCUGGUCUAUGUACAAUCCCAUUUUCUGUGCAGUGAUUAGCUCGGGCAUGGUCCUGAGACCCAAUUCAGGCCACUGGGAAGUGAGUAAAAGUCUGCAGAGGUGGGGCCAGAAGGUUUCUCCUUUCCCAGGAGAGAUCCCCAAAGAGAGACAGUCUCCCUCUGGUCAUUGUUGGAUCUGAGUGUGAUGACUGGAACUCCAGCAGCUACCAGCCUGAGGUUGAAGGCAACACUUCAAAGUAGAGCAGAGUGAUGGAGUAGUCUGAGCCCUUGAAACAACCAGUCCUGAAUCCUACCCUAUCUUUGGAGUUCCAGUAACGUCAGCCAGUAAGUUUCCUUAUGGCUUAAGCUGUUGGAAUUUGGGGUCUCUCUUAUUUACAUUUGGAAAAAAUUGAACUAAUAAAGAGUUCCCCAUUUCCCUUUUUGAAAAAAAAUCCUUAGAUCUGUCAGAACUUCCCUGUUCUCAUGCUUCCAGUGAGGAAGUGGCAUCAAGAUUAAAUAAACUGAUUUUUCAUUUCUUGUUUUUAGAAUUA